Eurytemora carolleeae is the source of this 670-nucleotide messenger RNA. RefSeq names its product facilitated trehalose transporter Tret1-like. Gene Ontology annotation, cellular component: membrane. The coding region runs from base 215 to 655 and encodes 146 amino acids. The transcript has 3 exons. NCBI's taxonomy places the organism in Eukaryota, Metazoa, Arthropoda, Copepoda, Calanoida, Temoridae. Gene Ontology annotation, molecular function: transmembrane transporter activity. Gene Ontology annotation, biological process: transmembrane transport. The record is from RefSeq and is a predicted model, not a curated record.
AAAGUGCAUUUAAUCCUUAAAAUGAUUUCAGAUUAAUAUUUGCAUACCAGGAUAUAGUGAACGGUAUGUAAAUAAAAAAAAUUAAGCAGAAAAAUGCCUCAAAGUCAUCGGAAACUAAGAAGAACAACAAACCUCUAAAGUGAAUUGUUUAAAAAAGUGGAAUCAACCAAUUGUGUGAGAAAACUAUUAAAAAACUAGAAAAUCUGGUAAAAAAAUGGAGGAAAAUACUCAUCAUAAUCUACUUAAUCAGAAUGGUACUGCAUAUUCUACGAAGGACAUUAGUUCUUCUCCGUACAGUAAGAAAAAACAAACAAUCGCGACUGCUUGCGCGACUCUAGGCUGUUUGCUGAACGGCUGCGUGAUUGGUUUCACAAGCCCGGCCUUACCUUCACUUCUCACCGGAAGUCCGGAUAUUUACGGAAACCCGGUUCCGUUAGAGCUUCAACAAUCAUCAUGGAUUGCUAGCAUUCUUUCUAUCGGAUGCUUUAUAGGGUGUAUAAUGGCCGGACCUAUUAUGGAGAAAAUAGGACGGAAGCAAACAUUACUCUGGGUUUGUACAGUCAACUACGCUCUAGGUUUUAUCCUGAUCUUGGUAGCUAACAAUACCAUAUUCAUCUACAUAGGCAGGUUAGUAAUUCAUUUAUUCAUUCAUUAAUUAUUCAUCCUGAUC